AUGGACGAGAUUUCUCUUUAUUUGUACUCGGCACAGACAACCUAUGAUGAAAUCACUCAGAGGCCUGCCCCAAAGAGUAGAUGGAGAGAAAACAUUGCCGCAAAAGUAGCCGCAAGGAAAGCCGAGCUGGAAGCGCUGACUGGGCACAUUUUGAAUGUGAGCAAUGGGGUCAAGGGCAAGACUCCCCCCUUGGUGCGUACUUUACUUCGUCGGGAACGAGCUGCCAAAUGGGACCUCAACGAGUUGAGGCGUGUCCGGGCAGAGAGGGAGGAGCUGAUUCUCGUUUAUCAGAAGAAGCUCUCAACUCAUGAGUCUCGGUGUCAGCGCAGGCGGGAGAACAACCUGUUUGAAUUUAACCGCAGGUCGUUCUAUCGUCGGUUGCACGGAGAGACGAAGGAGGGUACCCAGCAAAAGGCCGAAAUGCUUGACACAUGGGGGAGUAUGUGGAAAGCACGUCCUCGCAAGGGUGUGUCGUUUCCGUUUUGUGGACCCGAUGCUCCCUUGAUGACCGAGUCUUGUGGUGUCCCUGACAUCCGCAAGAAGUUCGAUGAAGCAGUAACCCGUCUCUCUGACUGGAAGACACCUGGGGUCGAUAAAGUGUAUAAUUUCUUUAUUAAAAAUUGCAAACCUAUCCAUGAUUGCAUGUGUCGAGCAAUCGAACAGUUUACACUAGACCCUGGCUCGAUUCCAGAGUGGUUAUGUACUGGGGUCACUUAUUUGAUCCCUAAAGUAGAUAACCCUUCCGCUCCGACAGAUUAUCGUCCGAUAACCUGUAUGCCCAACCUGUACAAGUUGAUGACUAAGGUGGUGGCUACUGAGGUCAGAAAUUUCGUGGAGGUGAAUGGGAUUCUGUCCGAGAACCAGUUAGGUACUCGGCGGGAUUGCCAGGGAGCUAAGGAGCAGGCACUGAUCAACAAAUGCCUCGCGAGAGCCCACGGAAACUCACUAGUGUCAAUGUGGGUGGAUGUGAAGAAGGCAUAUGACUCGGUUGAUCAUGCCUACCUCGUUGAGUGUCUGCGAAGGCUUAAGUUGCCAAUGUGGUUUAUCAAAUUUGUUGCAACUGUGAUGGACAGGUGGAACGUCCAUCUAAAUUACAACAAAUGCGAUAUAGGCGAGGUGAAACUAGAGAGGGGCAUAUUACAGGGCGACAGCAUGUCUCCGCUGCUGUUCGUCCUCUGCCUAGAACCGCUGAGUAGAGUCCUCACUGCCCAAUUCGAACAAUUGUCGAUCGAACAUGAAGGAGGGUGUUUUAGCACCAACCAUCUCAUGUUCAUAGACGACAUUAAGCUGUUCGCUCGGUCUUCAGAGAUCCUUCACUCAAUGGGUAAAGUCCUGAAAGGUUUCAUGAAGGCCGUGGGGUUGGAGCUCAACUACAACAAGUCGGCGACUAACACCCCUGUGUGUGGUGACCUAGUCAAAGUCUUGGAGGAACACCAAGGAUAUAAGUAUCUUGGUGUGGUUGAGAGUCCAGCCUCAUUAAUCACACCCGAAACGAGAAAGUGUGUAGUGGAGGGUGUGCGUAGUAGGGCGGCAAUGUUAUGUAAGACUCGGCUUAAUGCACGGAACUUAUUUCAUGCCUUGAACGAGUAUGCCAUCUCAUUGCUAAACUACUACGUUGGCCUGAUCGAAUUCGAGCCGAGUGAGUACGAUGAAAUGGACCUUAUUGUCCGAAGAGUACUCCGAGAGAAUCAUGUCCACGUGUUGGCAAGCAAUAAGGAGAGAUUGUACUUGUCUCGCGGGCAGCUAGGACGUGGACUGAGUAACAUCGUACACUUAAGUGAGCGAAUUCUUACUAAGAUGCACGACACCUUGUGGAGUGGGUCGAGUGUAUCCCAAAGGAAGGCUGCCAUCCUUGCUGCUGAAAAAGCGCGUGGUACACACCUAGGGACCAUAAAAGGCUAUGUGUCGGCUAAGUAUGGUCUAGGUGCUACCCAAGUUAAUGUGAAGGAGUUGAUCAAACUUCAAAAGGAGUCUUUAAUUAAAAAGAUCAACUUAAAAGUCCUUCACAAGACUCUCUUUAGCAGCCUGGACAACCCGCACAUUGACGUAUCGUCGUCAUCUACGUGGCUGAAAUAUGGGAAUAACUCUCCCCGAUCAGAAGGGUUGUUCUCAUAUUUGCAGGAUAGAAACUUUUUUAAUGGUCAACGGAAACAGUGUAACCACUGUAAGAGUAAGGCAAUGACCGUUGACCAUUUAGCCACGAAGUGCGGGAGUAUGUUUUACCAUGAUUACACAUGGAGGCAUAACGAGGUGGUUGACAUUUUGAGAAAAUCAGAUGUCUGGGUUAUUGAUGGUACCUUUAAAAGGGCUGCAAUUCCAUUUCGGCCAAAUCAUAUGGCGGAAAAUACAAUGUCUUGGUCUUGUGGGAGCCUACAAAGACGUUUCAUCGUGGGAACGAAAAUUAUUGAGGAAAUGCUACCAUUUAGCUUUCAUCCCUGUGGAAAAUGUUUUAUUGGAAUUUGA
This is a messenger RNA of Octopus sinensis (East Asian common octopus), 2463 nucleotides long. RefSeq lists its product as uncharacterized. Bases 1 to 2463 code for a protein of 820 amino acids. The transcript has 2 exons. The record is from RefSeq and is a predicted model, not a curated record. Lineage: Eukaryota; Metazoa; Mollusca; Cephalopoda; Octopoda; Octopodidae.